This is a messenger RNA of Lipotes vexillifer (Yangtze River dolphin), 1985 nucleotides long. It is a transcript of the gene GGA1, whose product is annotated as golgi associated, gamma adaptin ear containing, ARF binding protein 1. NCBI's taxonomy places the organism in Eukaryota, Metazoa, Chordata, Mammalia, Artiodactyla, Lipotidae. The record is from RefSeq and is a predicted model, not a curated record. Gene Ontology annotation, cellular component: trans-Golgi network. Gene Ontology annotation, biological process: protein localization to cell surface; Golgi to plasma membrane transport; intracellular protein transport. Bases 21 to 1931 code for a protein of 636 amino acids. The transcript has 17 exons. Gene Ontology annotation, molecular function: phosphatidylinositol binding; ubiquitin binding; small GTPase binding.
AGGCUGGGGGCCCGUGGCGGAUGGAGCCCGCGAUGGAGCCGGAGACUCUGGAGGCGCGAAUCAACAGAGCCACAAACCCCCUGAACAAGGAGCUGCACUGGGCCAGCAUCAACGGCUUCUGCGAGCAGCUCAACGAGGACUUUGAGGGGCCUCCACUUGCCACCCGGCUGUUGGCCCACAAGAUCCAGUCCCCACAGGAGUGGGAGGCGAUCCAGGCCCUGACGGUGCUGGAAACAUGCAUGAAGAGCUGCGGCAAGAGGUUCCACGACGAGGUGGGCAAGUUCCGCUUCCUCAACGAGCUCAUCAAGGUCGUGUCUCCCAAGUACCUGGGCUCUCGGACGUCGGAGAAGGUGAAGAACAAGAUCUUGGAGCUUCUCUACAGCUGGACGGUCGGCCUCCCUGAGGAGGUGAAGAUCGCAGAGGCCUACCAGAUGCUGAAGAAGCAGGGGAUUGUGAAGGCCGACCCCAAGCUUCCAGAUGAUGCCACCUUUCCCCUUCCUCCGCCACGGCCCAAGAACGUGAUCUUUGAAGACGAGGAGAAAUCCAAGAUGCUGGCCCGCCUGCUGAAGAGCUCCCACCCCGAGGACCUCCGAGCAGCCAACAAACUCAUCAAGGAGAUGGUGCAGGAGGACCAGAAGCGAAUGGAGAAGAUCUCCAAGCGGGUGAGCGCCAUCGAGGAGGUGAACAACAGCGUGAAGCUGCUGACGGAGAUGGUGACGAGCCGCAGCCCGGGAGGCGCGGCCGCCCAAAGCAGUGAGGACCUCAUGAAGGAACUGUACCAGCGCUGUGAGCGCUUGCGGCCCACACUCUUCCGACUGGCCAGCGACACAGAGGACAAUGACGAGGCCUUAGCGGAGAUCCUGCAAGCCAACGACAACCUCACCCAGGUCAUCAACCUGUACAAGCAGCUGGUGCGGGGCGAGGAGGUCAAUGGCGAUGCCACAGCUGCCUCCAUCCCUGGGAGCACCUCGGCCUUGUUGGACCUCUCAGGUCUGGAUCUCCCUCCGGUGGGCACCACUGACCCAGCCACGCCCACCCGCCCUGGUGACCAGGCCAGCCUGGAGCAGCCCAGCACCUCAGUUUCCCUACUUGACGAUGAGCUCAUGUCUCUGGGCCUAAGCGACCCCACACCCGCUUCAGGCCCAGGAUUGGAUGGUGCUGCGUGGAACAGCUUCCAGUCGUCUGAUGGCACGGAGCCCCCCCACCCUACUCCGGCCCCCAACGUGGACAGUCGGCCCCCGGCGCAGACAUCCCUGCCCACGAGUAGUGGCCUGGAUGACUUGGACCUCCUGGGGAAGACCCUCCUGCAGCAGUCGCUGCCCCCAGAGUCCCAGCAAGUGCGGUGGGAGAAGCAGCAGCCAGCCCCCCGGCUCACACUCCGGGACCUGCAGAAUAAAAGCAGCUGCAGCUUGUCCAGCUCCAGCGCCACCAGCCUCCUCCACACCGUGUCCCCCGAGCCCCCUGGGCCCCUGCAGCAGCCCACACCGACGGAGCUCUCACUGGCCAACAUCACUGUGCCUCUGGAGUCCAUCAAACCCAGCAGCAUCUUGCCGGUGACCGUGUAUGACCAACAUGGCUUCCGGGUCCUCUUCCACUUCGCCCGAGACCCACUGCCCGGGCGCUCCGAUGUGCUGGUGGUGGUGGUUUCCAUGCUGAGCACUGCCCCCCAGCCCAUCCGCAACAUUGUUUUCCAGUCAGCUGUCCCCAAGAUCAUGAAGGUGAAGCUGCAGCCGCCCUCAGGCACAGAGCUGCCAGCAUUUAACCCCAUCGUCCACCCCUCAGCCAUCACCCAGGUCCUGCUCCUUGCCAACCCCCAGAAGGAGAAGGUUCGUCUCCGCUACAAGCUGCUGUACACCAUGGGCGACCAGACCUACAACGAGAUGGGGGACGUGGACCAGUUCCCCCCACCGGAGACCUGGGGGAGCCUCUAGAACAGAGAGGGGCUGGGGAGGGGGGGCAGCGGGACUGGCCACCACUGAGCCUGG